Helicoverpa armigera (cotton bollworm) is the source of this 7423-nucleotide messenger RNA. It is a transcript of the gene Rbp, whose product is annotated as RIM-binding protein. Gene Ontology annotation, biological process: neuromuscular synaptic transmission. Gene Ontology annotation, molecular function: protein binding. NCBI's taxonomy places the organism in Eukaryota, Metazoa, Arthropoda, Insecta, Lepidoptera, Noctuidae. The record is from RefSeq and is a predicted model, not a curated record. The transcript is spliced from 22 exons. The coding region runs from base 488 to 5011 and encodes 1507 amino acids.
GGCGUGGGGCAGUGGCGGCGCGGUCCAUUGAGGCCCGCGGCGCAAGUGCGGCGAGUGACGCGCGCCGCUCUCGCGCACGCGCUCGACUAUCGAGCGGCAUGGCCCUCUCGCAGCCGGCCGACCGCUCCGCCCGACCGAUUCACACUUUUUUAUUUUCCCACCGAACGUAACCACCGCUGUGACAUCCCCAUUUUCACACAAAAGCCCGCUCUAAACGCGAACGCGACAGCCCGAACCGGCGGGCCUCACCGCCAUCUCCGCUUUUCGAACGAUCCCCGUCGACACCAAAAUGGCAGGACGAAGGGUCCGGGGCCGCGCGCGAGUCCGCCUCUGACCGAGCGAUGUGGUUCCUCAGUGUCUCGUUAUAUAAAUGUUACGCAAGUUGAGCUCGGAGUGGGCACGACGAGGUGCAUCUGUUGUUACACGAACUAAGUCCCGUGCUGUGCCGGAGCCCAUGUAACCCGCGCCACCACGCCACUGCACGAAAAUGAGCGGGUACGGCACAGGCAUGUCGGGCGGCGGCGACACUGACGCGCUUGCGCGGCGCUUGCGGGACGCGGAACGCCAACGCGCGGACGCGGAGCGCGCACACGCGGACGCGUUAGCGCAGCUCCGCGCGGCUCAGCGGUCGCCGGUAGACCAGCACAAUGUGGAGCAGCUGCAGUCUAGGGCUAGGGAGUUGGAGAAGAAGGCGGCACUAGAAACAGUUCGAUGCGAAGAGCUGCAACUAGAGUUAUCGGCGGCGUUGCGCGCGCGCGGGCAGGGCGGAGUCACCACGUGGUCCACCCAGUCCGCGCAGCCCGCCUCCGAGAUCGAGAGGAUCAUGGCCAAGAUCGAGCAGGACAACCGCAUCCUCGCCGAACUCGAGCACACGAGAUCCACUACACAUGACUAUAUGUUCGCAGGUAUCCAAUCAAGCGGGUCAAACCAGGCGCUGGGCGACUACCACUCGCCGACACCGUCGCCGCUGCCGCACUCGUACACAAGCACGGCGGGCCACGUGGCCAUCUGUCAGAGCAGCACCAUGCCCACGCUGUCCUCGCUGCACGCCACCGGCCAGUUCACCGCCCCCAGCUCCAACUCCGUGGCCUACUCCAUGAGCGCGCACAACCCCACCUCGUACUCCAACCCAGUGUCCGCCUACUCCAACACAUACGGCCUCCCCAACACACACCAAGUCACCUUCACGAACCCAGUCACCGCGCCACUCGUCAACAACAUCGGACAAAUCUCCAGCACACUAGCCGGCUUGCAGAGCAACCUUCAGAACUUAACCGGCAACGUGUCCUCCCUGAACCUCGGCUCAGGCAUGAACCCCGGCAUGACAGGGACAAUAGCUGGCACCGGACUCACAAGCUGCUUGAACAAUGCGCAAACCAAUCUAUCCGGCGGACUCACGAACACGCUGGGAGGAUUACAGUCGACUCUAACAAGCGGGUUAGGCAACGCCCUCUCGAACUUGACUGGAACGCAACUCGCAGGGCUAAACACAAGUUUAGGUGGCACAAGCGCUUACGGAACUGGGACGGGGACGUACACUAAUCCCCUUCUCUCCGGCGGACUCGGAACAAAUCCUAUGAAUAUAAAACUUAAACCUCUAGAUGAAAUAGACCUUGGUCUCGGUAGAUAUGGAAACACGGCGGGAGUGGGGCGGGUGGCCACGCCGGUCACGCCGCACCAGCCCUCGUGGAAUUUAGGAUUAGAUAACCAAUUCGGAACUGAUAGACUAGGGGGUUUAGACUCGGGAUUCAGCCACGAUCGGAACCAAAGAGCUAUAGCGCGGAUUAUGCCUAAUACCGGCUUGGAAAUGGAAGUUCGUAAUUCGUCUCAUUAUAUGAACGGCUCCUCGGACAUGGUGGACAUGCUGGACAUACCGGGGAAGGGUCGUUGUUGUGUGUACAUCGCGCGCUUCUCAUACGACCCCCCUGAGGUUGAAACUGCUGAAGGGGAGCUGUCAAUAAGUGCUGGCGAUUAUUUAUUGGUAUGGGGUCCGCCAGAUCCCAAUGCGUCCAUGCUUGACGCUGAACUGUUAGAUGGGCGCCGUGGACUCGUGCCAGCAAAUUUCGUUCAAAGACUGGUCGGUGACGAUCUUUUAGAAUUCCAUCAGGUCCCUCUUUGCCCUCAGGCGAUAAUCUCAACCCUGAGAGACGUGGAUGAGGCUACAACUGCGAUAAGUGAAUUGUCUCUCAGUCGAGACGUCGCUCGCUUAAGCGAAGUCGCUGAACUAAGUGAAGGCCCAGAAGAUGACGACAAUGCCGAGCUGUUUUUCUCGUCGCUAGUGCCGGCGCCGCGGCAGCUCACCCUCGAGAGACAGCUCAACAAGUCCGUGCUCAUCGGCUGGACUGCCCCCGAAGGCGUGCAGCAAGCCAACAUCGAGAGCUACCACGUUUACGUCGACGGAGUCCUCAAAACUACCGUCAAGGCUUCAGAACGCACACGAGCACUCGUUGAAGGAGUCGACUCCAAUCGGCCGCAUCGCAUCAGCGUGCGGUCGGUGACAGUGACGCGGCGCACAUCGAGGGACGCGGCUUGUACAAUGGUCAUCGGCAGAGACACGGCCAACAUGGGCCCCACUUGUGUCCGAGCGAGCGGCGUGACGUGCUCCCAGGCAGUCAUCUCCUGGCUGCCGGCCAACUCUAACCACCAGCACGUCGUCUGCGUAAACAAUGUUGAAGUUCGAACAGUGAAGCCAGGAGUGUACCGCCACACAAUUACAGGUUUAUCACCUAGCACUCAGUAUCGGGUAACUGUAAGGGCUAAGCACUUAAGAGCUGGUCCGCCACAAUCAGGGAUUCCAAUCGAAGAAGCUCCUGGGGCUUACACAGACUUCAGGACGCUGCCCAAGGGACUGCCAGAUCCACCGAACGAAAUAAUGGUGGAAGCGGGACCUCAGGACGGGACCUUGCUGGUGACUUGGCAGCCAGUCCUGCGUCCGCCCGCCUCGGGCCCGGUCACUGGGUACGCUGUGUACGCCGAUGGCAAGAAGGUGACCGACGUGGAUUCUCCAACCGGUGACCACGCUCUCAUCGACAUUGGCAAACUGAUCGGCCUCAAUCCUAAAUGUGUCACCGUACGUACAAAGUCUCGGGACAGUCAGUCCAGCGACAGCGCGCCGACGCCGAUUCCGCCGGCAGUGCUGCGUGGCGUAGCGACUCGGAUGCCGCGCGGCCCGGGCCCGGGGCCGGGGCCCAAUCAGCAGGUGCCCGGAGGGUACCGAGGGGGCCCGGUACAGCGCCCCCAGCCCUACCAACACCACCAGCAAGUCAUUGAGCACGAUGAGAACCUCUCUGACAAGGAGAUAUUCCCCACAGUAAACCGCCACGACCAGCACGCUGCUCAGCCUACGAGUGGAUUCGGCACAGGCCUCCUAAAGAGUAUAUUCGACAAAAUAACCCCUUCGCAAUCGGGGAUACCGGCCAUCGAAAUCACUAAAGAGAGCGCGACGGAGCUGGGUAGCGAAGACGAGGAGGCGACGCGCCGCCGCCCGCAGCAGCAACCGUCCCAACCAACGCAAGCGUCGCAGCAGCCUUCGGGUCAGCCGUACCCGAGUACACAAGCCUACCAUGGCACGCAGCAACCCCAAUAUCCACCAGCCGGCCAGUUCCAAAGUAACCAGGCCUACCCCGGGGCGGGCGGAGUCCCGGGCGCGCCCUACCAGAACCCGCCCCCCCGGAACCACCACGAGCGCGGCCGCCCCCCUAACCCGCACCAAGUCGGACACCACAACGAGCAGCAGCAGCAACAGCAACAACAGCAACAACAACAGCAGCAGCAGAGCCAGCAAGGCAGUAGUAUGCAGUAUACGGCCCGCGGGGGCCCACCCGCAGGCCCCCGCGGGCCCCAGCCUGGCGCCAGGCACGCGCAGGCCCACCCUCAGUCCAAGAGAAGCCGUUACUUCAUCGCCCUGUUUGACUACGAUCCUCAAACUAUGAGCCCGAACCCUGAUAGUUGUGAUGAAGAGUUACCAUUCAGUGAAGGAGAUACUAUCAAGGUUUGGGGAGACAAGGAUGGCGACGGCUUCUAUUGGGGCGAGUGUCGGGGUCGCCGCGGCUACGUACCCCACAACAUGGUGAUGGAAGUCUCGGAGCAAGAGGUCACAGGCCAGCCGCCCAAGCGGGGAGACCGCUGGGCCGAUGCCUACGCCAACCAGCCAGUCAGACGCAUGGUCGCUUUGUACGACUACGACCCACAAGAGCUCAGCCCUAACGUCGAUGCCGAUAAACUUUUGCAGGCUGAGCUGAGCUUCCAAACGGGUCAGAUCAUUCACGUGUACGGAGACAUGGAUGACGAUGGCUUCUACAUGGCUGAGAUCGAUGGCGUCCGUGGUCUUGUGCCGAGCAACUUCCUCGCCGAUGCUAAUGACCAGUACGGCGCAGCUGGACAGAGCAAUCAAGGGGUCGCGGGCAUGUCGGCAGCGGGUGUUGGCGCGGGUCGCGGGGCGGGACGAGGCCGGGGCGCAGGACCGUUGCCCGGGCUCGGAGCCCGAGGGCCUCCGCCUCCGCCGCGUGAGAACGUGGCGCAUCACCCGCAGCACCAGCAACACCCGCAGCAUGCUGGACAGCCCCAGCAGCGCAAUCACCAUCGCCGGGCAGAUGCCUGCCCUCCUUCCUCUAUGUUAGACCACAACACAUGCGCCAGUAAUCCAGAACAGGCGAAUUCUCAGCAUGAUACACAGAGUGACUUAGGUAUUGAUGCGAGGGGGAGAGGCGCGGCGAGCGCGGCGCCGAGCACGAUCGCGCGCACGAGCGCUGGUAACGCCGGCACGCCCACGGCGCAGUCGCCCGGCGCGCCCGCGCCCGCGCCCGCGCCGGCGCCCGCGCCCGCCUCGCCCGCGCGCCGCGCUGGCCCUGCCGUCGUGCCCGCGCCCAACGUGCAGCCGCCCGCCACCUCCACGCCCGCCACGCAGCCAAACCUCAUGCAGAAGUUCUCAGAGAUGACGGCGCCAGGCGGGGACAUCCUGAGCAAGGGCAAGGAACUCAUCUUCAUGAAGUUCGGCCUCGGCGGCAAAUAAUGUCGGCAGGGCGGGCGCGCGGGCGCGGCCUGGCCGCUGCCGUGUGUCGCCUGAUUCUGCUGCGGCUCGCUGUGGAACUCGGCUCCAUUGUAGAAAAUGUUCUCUUGUAGGCCGCUCGACGCGCCGGUACGCGGUACCGCACUUAGGAGAUGUUGUACAUAGUAAAAUUUCAAUAAACGCACAGUCUAGUGAAUAUUCGAGUAUUAGUGCUGUCUAAUCGCAUCCACGGAUGGAGUUGUACCACCCGACACCGGCUAGUCGUGUAUCCGAUGCUUUCAAUAUCUUGGACUCGCGUCCAUUUGUUAGGUUAGAUUAUGAUAUCGAGUGAAUUGUUUACACAUUAUUGGAUCUGCAUUAUUUAUUAUGUGUAGGAACAGUUCGUAAAGUUAUUAUAUUAUAUACCUAGUUAUUACUACACGAUCCUUAUGGCAUAGAAUUGUUGUGAUUUUCUACGUUACGUUUUUGAUCGCUAGCUGUGAGUUACCUGAAUGUAUCCUAAAUGAGUAGUUGAAACUUAAAUGUUUAUUUCACCAUACUUCAAUGUAAGAUCUAAUACAUUUUAUUAAUGUUAACAAUACAAAUGUAUAAUAAAUAAAUUUCAAAUAAUUCGAGCAAUAUUUCAAGCACCAGUAUGCUGCUGCGACCGUCCCAUUGACCAAAAAUCGAAUCAAAACUAUCUGUUAAUGAAUUUCUAUAAACGAAACUUUAACUUACCCAUAAUCCACUCAUGAUCAAAAUAUUACAUUGUGAAGACGACGAUCGGUUACCGCCGUUGAAGACAUCAUCAUGUCAACCAUAUAAAUAAGUCGUUCCCCUAUGUAAAAAUACAUACAUAUAAUAAAAUAAACGUUAUUUGUAUAUCUAAAUCCUGUUCAUUAAGUUAAAUAACUUAUAUAACAUACUAUACGACAGUUGAAUAGAUGUAAAUCUUGGGAAAAUGUAAGUAUAGGUGCUUACUGAGAUUUGCCGAAACCUGAUCGUAAUUUCCAACUGCUAAACACAAUAUACUUACAUGAUAAAGAUAUUUUAAAUAAGAAGUAAGCGCAUUAAAUUUAUAUGCUGGUUCUUUGAUUAUUCUCGAAAUAAUAAUAUUCUGUGAUAGUAGACGUGAUACCAUCUUAAUCAUUCUUAAUAUAAUACUUACUUACUAUACAGUACUGCGUCAUUCGUCACCUAACGUGUCUGAUCGUGAUCUAUUUGAUUCCUCUAUGAUGUGAAUGUUUCGUUAUCAAAGCGUUCUUCGCCAGCUUUUUUUCAUCAAGAUGAGCCAUAGAGUUUUAUGAAAAUGAUUUUAUUAACAAUAAAUCAACUCAUUAACUAAAGCAAUCUUUUUUGGAAAUAAUUUGGAUUCAGAAUCAACCUAAGCUUAUUUAUCAUUGGUAUUACAUACGGUUUUGAUAUGGAGUUUUUAAUAAAAACAAUAAUAGAAUUUGAAUAAAUUCUUAUCGUAAUCUGUUGGCGUGAGAAGCGACAUAUAACAACCAAGUUAGUGUCGUUUGCACCCUACAAAAGACUGCUUGCAUGAAAUAUUAUUACUUUUAGAAAAUAUAUAGAAUUCGUUAAAAUUAUUAUACUUCAUCGCAACACAAACGUGUUAGAUAAACCAAAAUAUUAUAGAAACGGUGAUCGUUUCAGACUUUUGAAUAAAUAAUUAUAUAAAAUGAUUGAUGAAACCAAUCGACCUGCCCUAUAUAUCGUAGGUACCUACGAGCGCAUACAUAGCGAUGUUGAAAGAUCUAAAUAAUAUAUAAAUGUUCUAAAGUUGUUGUUGUACAUAUUGGUCGGUAAGGUCGCUUGGAUGUAGGCUACUUGGACAUUGCUCACUCGUACAAGGGAUUCUCUUUAAGUCCUUUAUAUUGCUUCGUAUCUAUCCAAACAAGUUCUCGUUCUCAUGUAUUUCAACAUUUUCACGUAUAAAUCCAGAUUUAGCUUGCGAUUCCUAGUGUUAUUCACUCGUAAAGUAUAUAACCCCACAGUUAGUCCACUACGUAAUACUAUGUAUGUAUAUUAUAUCUGGUUGUACAUAAAUGCGUGCGCCCGCGUUCCCAUGUUUUAGCUAAGCACCGCUACAUAUCUACAUAAUAUAUUAUAUGUAUAACCCAUAUUUGAAGUUUUUCUAUCAUUAAUAAAGAAUAAUCUAGUGUUGUUUCCGACACGGUUCGAAGUUGUUCACUUGUUUAUAUAUUGUUAUAAAUCUGUAUUCAUAUCUUUUAUCACAUGUGUAACUAAAUGUAUGGUUAUUUAUACCUAUGAGAUAAUAUAAAUUAUGUAUAUUAAUCGUGCAUUCAUGUGUGCAUAAUUUAAUAUAAAGAGUUGUAUAUUACUUAUAUACUAAUGAAUUAUGGCAAAAUCUCUAACAAUGUACCAAUGAAAUAUGCUGGAAAAUAAAUAAUACGAAUGCCGCUUCUUUAU